Messenger RNA from Dovyalis caffra, 1875 nucleotides. The record is from the annotation of a GenBank genome assembly. Lineage: Eukaryota; Viridiplantae; Streptophyta; Magnoliopsida; Malpighiales; Salicaceae.
AUGUCGUAUAUCCCUCCCCACCUGAGAAACUCGAGCUCAACCACCACCAUAACUACUUCCAGAACUAACUCACUGCCUCUAACAGACACGAACGAUCACGCUAACCUCUCUCAUUCCUCUUCAAAUGUCAACUCCAAAACCACCACUUCCUCCUCCGCCACUUCUUCGUCCUCGACAUUCAACUCGCGUCGGAGCUCCGGCGGUGUCGCUCGAACAAUCUCUGUUCCUGAACCUGUUUUUCCUAAGUGGACGCCCUCCGACCGCGUUCUUCGAUUCAAUCCUGAUCAGAUUGAAGAAAUUCGGUCUCGGCUUAAUAUAGAUGUCAGCGUUGCUUCGGGUUCACCUCCUGCACCUGCGCCUAUUGAAUCAUUUGAAGAUAUGUGUUUGCAUCAAAGUAUCAUGAAGGAUAUUGCGUAUCAUGAAUAUACGAGACCGACUUCAAUUCAGGCUCAGGCAAUGACAGUUGCGCUUAGUGGAAGGGAUUUGUUGGGUUGUGCUGAAACUGGUAGUGGAAAAACUGCUGCAUUUACCAUUCCUAUGAUACAGCAUUGCUUGGCUCAACCUCCUGUUCGGCGUGGUGAUGGACCAUCGGCAUUGGUGUUGGCUCCUACCAGAGAACUUGCUCAGCAGAUUGAAAAGGAGGUUAAAGGUUUUAGUAGAUCUCUCGAGUCCUUUAGAACUGCGAUCGUGGUGGGUGGAACAAAUAUUGCUGACCAGAGGUCUGAGCUACGAAUGGGAGUCGAUGUAAUUGUUGCUACUCCUGGAAGAUUCAUUGAUCAUUUACAACAAGGAAACACUUCCCUUUCUAGAAUUUCAUUUAUAAUUCUGGAUGAAGCUGACAGAAUGCUUGACAUGGGGUUUGAACCACAGAUUAGAGAGGUUAUGCGCAACCUUCCAGAAAAGCAUCAAACUUUGCUGUUCAGUGCAACUAUGCCUGUGGAAAUUGAAACACUAGCACAGGAAUACUUAACUAGCCCUGUGCAAGUUAAGGUAGGAAAAGUGAGUAGCCCAACUGCAAAUGUGUCUCAAAUUCUGACAAGGGUUUCUGAAAGUGAGAAGGUAACAUCUGUUCUUUCGAGUUUGUGUGAUCCAUCGAUUAAUCAGAUUGGUAGCGUUGUGAAAGCAUUUAUUGUGGUGCAGAUUGAUUGCAUUCUAGCUCUGCUUGUGGAGGUUGCAACUCAGGCUGAAAGAUCCAAUCUACCCUUUCCCUUGACUAUUGUGUUUGUGGAGAGGAAGACAAGGUGCAAUGAAGUUACUGAAGCUUUGGUAGCACAAGGCUUACAGGCAGUUGCUCUUCAUGGUGGCCGUAGCCAGAGUGAAAGAGAGGCUGCUCUGCAUGAUUUUAGGAGUGGCUCUAACAAUAUUUUGGUUGCCACUGAUGUUGCAUCUCGUGGAUUGGAUGUAACUGGAGUUGCUCAUGUAAUUAAUCUGGAUCUCCCGAAGAAGUAUCCUGAAAUCUCAGCUUGUGUUGAGGCUAACCAGAACCAUGCCUUGAGGUACAUCAUGGCCAAUUUCUCAGCUUGCGGUCAUGGAAUCUUUGCAAUGGAAGAUUAUGUGCAUCGAAUUGGAAGGACAGGCCGUGCAGGAUCAACUGGCCAAGCUACUUCAUUUUACACUGAUCGAGAUCUGUUCCUGGUGGCACAAAUAAAGAAAGCAAUUGCAGAUGCUGAAUCGGGGAACACAGUGACUUUUGCAACUGGCAAGGCUGCGAGAAGGAAAGAGAGAGAAGCAGCAGCUUCCUUUAGCGAAGCUAGGAAUGCCCUGUCCAAGGUGACGGGGCCCACAUGUAUAAACAUUGAGGAUAAGUAUAGGUUCAUGAUAUCCCCUUCGAUCAUUAGAAGCGAGGGUGCAGCUGACAGUGCUUGGGAUGAUUAA